GCCGUGCAACAACGACCUCGACUCAACACACCAACUACUCGACAGACGCGGAAGAUGGCUGGCAACGAACACCACACUGAGCUCUGGACCGAGCCAGGAGGUUCAGCACGCGUUGAGACGCCUACCAAUGACGAAGCUAUCACUUCUCGUAACCAGAACCCUGAAAAGCGCAAGAUUCAUGCAAACCUGAGCGCGAGCCUGGCAGAGGCAUACAACAACAAGCGAAAGGCCAUGGCUAAUCAACAAGCUAUUGAUGACAGCGCUGAGCGUGUGUCCGAUCCUCCUCAAGCAAAGGUGCCAUCACAGACCAAGAAAUUACAGGCCAAGAACGCCGCAGUAUCUGACUGGUUGCGAGAGCAGUCAACCGGGUCUUCUGUAGCUUCAAGUCAACAACCAGAGACGCAAGGCUUCUUGCAACCUGAGCGCUUGAACCGAGACUAUUACGGAAGUCAGCAGUUACGACAGCAUUUCGGACCGCCUCCAAGCGUCUUUCUCGCUCCAGCAACAUCUGCUGCAUUCUUGCCGUCUCAGUGGAGCCUUCAAAUGCCAACACUACUUCCUCCAGCUGCCCUGCCACCAGGCCACCUCGACCCGGACAACGAGAUCGUCACCCUGCGAGUGUACGCCAACCCCUUCGACCAAGACAGGCCUGUAUUCUCCCUCCUCCGCAUCCACCGCACCGAUCCCUUUGGCCCAUACCUCAAAGCCUAUUGUGAACAGCGCGGCAAAAUAUUCCGCCAGCACUGGUCCUUCGCGUACCUCCACGACUUCACUAUGGACAACCCGCACCACUCCCGCACCACACUGACGUGGAACAUGACGCCCAACACUGUUGCCCCCGGCAUCGCCAUGCGCAACGUCGACUCCAUCUACAUCAUCCCCGCGCCCCACGUCUCCACGGCCCGCGUCCAGCUGCCCUACUACACCACCGCCGACUUCGUCCCAGGUGAAUCGGCCGUCCGCCAGCGCUCGGAGGCCACGCAGCAGUGCACGCACGAACGCACGGCAGCCAGCGGGGGGCAGGACGCUGAGAUCGAGAGCCUGCGGGGCCAGCUCGCGGGGCUGGAUGCUCGGGGUCAGCGCGAUGGAGGUGUUUUCGAUGGUGCCCAGAUGAGUGUGGCGGGCGGGGAUGAUGAGACGGAGGGAGACGAGGAGAUGCAAGAGGAGUACGAGGAGAUGCAGGAGGACUACGUGCGCAUGUUUGGCAUGGAUACCUGAUACCGUGGUGGAUUAGAAGAAGUAUCGACUACGAACAUUGCAUAUGCAAUCGCCAGUUGCCCGAGAAUGAAGAGAGGAGGAAACGUGAGAGACGGAUAGAUACAAUGACAACAAAUUCCAAAAUGCAAACCACAUGUACAGAAAGAACCCAUUACAACUUUCCUACCGUCGUCGUGUCGCUUCUGUGAAGUGGCUUGGUUCGGCGCGCGAUCCCAUCGCCAUUGAAGAUGAGCCUCCACUCCGAGUGGCCAAAAAGCCCACCUGCGAUGCUGUCGAGCUAGAGGUUGCUGUGAGCGUCACACCAAUGGCAUCAUAGCCAGGCAUUCCGAGCAUGUAGCCUCCACAAAUCCCAAACGCUUGUCCACGGACACC
This is a messenger RNA of Boeremia exigua, 1590 nucleotides long. RefSeq lists its product as uncharacterized. The record is from RefSeq and is a predicted model, not a curated record. NCBI's taxonomy places the organism in Eukaryota, Fungi, Ascomycota, Dothideomycetes, Pleosporales, Didymellaceae. The coding region runs from base 55 to 1218 and encodes 387 amino acids. The transcript is spliced from 3 exons.